Sclerotinia borealis F-4128 is the source of this 1578-nucleotide messenger RNA. NCBI's taxonomy places the organism in Eukaryota, Fungi, Ascomycota, Leotiomycetes, Helotiales, Sclerotiniaceae. The record is from the annotation of a GenBank genome assembly.
AUGCCAUGCCACCUUAAACAGAUCACGAGACUAGCCUCCACCACAAAGCUAUCCAGUAUCCUCGAGCCCACUAUCCUAAACAUCGGCACCCCCUCCCAAGUAUCCAUUCCUCGUCUCAUCUACAGCACGGCAUGGAAAGGUGAAAAAACCAAUAUACUGGUUUAUCAAGCUAUCAAAAUGGGAUAUAGGGGUAUAGAAACCGGAGCUGAACCUCUUAAGUAUGAGGAAAAACUUGUGGGUGAUGGGAUUAGGAAGGCAAUCAAUGAGGGUUUUGUAGAGAGGAAGGAUCUUUAUAUCCAAACAACAUUUACAUCACCCGAAGGACAAGGUUUCCAUUCGGUUCAGAAAAAUGAACGAGGGGAUGGUAUCUUGGAAAAUGUGAUGAAAAAAAUGCCAUAUUCAGUCUCUGCACCCAUAUCCCAACAAAUCCACGACUCGAUUGCUUCAUCGCUUCAAAAUCUCAAGGCAUCGAGAUCUGAGAAAGAUCCAUACAUUGAUUGUGUCGUUUUCCUUUCACCACAUUCUACGAGAGAAGAAUAUAAAAAAUCGUGGGAUAUUCUGUCGAUUUAUGUUCCGCAUCCUAUCAGAAGCUUGGGGGUUGCGAGGAGGUCUGGAACGAAGGGGAUUGGUGGGGAUGACUCUAUUAGCGAUCGCAUCCCUGGAAAUAAGAAAAGCAUCGUUCCAUCGGUAUAUAUGAACCGCUAUAUAAAUCAUCGCGAAAAAGACAUCGGUUUCGGUUUACGUCAUCACUCAGAACGGGACAUGGUCUUCCAGUCCUUUUGGGAAAAAGACUCUAUGACAAACAUAGUCACCAACCCAUUAAUGCUCGAGGUUCGUUCCAUUUUGAAGGAACUUGGUUACCAAGAAGAGAAUUCUGGGAAGUUGGGAAAGUACGCGCUACUGUUGGCAAUGAGAUUACGAGAGUUUGCGAUAUUAGAUACGAGCACGAAUAUCAGGAAAAUGGAGUAUAUUAUGCAGGCGCUCAAGGCUUUGGAGAGGUGGAGAAAGGGGGAAGAUAGAGAGACGUGCGGGGCAGGGGAGGAGCUUAAAAAGAGGUGGGAGAGGGUGGAGAUAGAGGCGAAGAUGUACUUUCAAUUCAAUGAGUUGCAGUGCAAAGAAGAGAGUGUCUGGGUGGAUGAGAGGCGGCGGCAAGACGGGGAUCUCAACGUAGUAGCCGAAUCAGCCCUUGACUCGGCCAACAUAUACUCACCAAUACGUUCAAUAUGGCCUCCCACCAGCUCUCUGCAAGGAAGUGAAGAUGUCGCAAUCGUUAAAAGCAAGUCGAGAGACAUGCUUCGUUGGACGCAGGGAGGUCAUGAGUUGGAUGGGCAGACUACACUUCAGGACACAGACGAGCAGGAGCAUGGCGUGAAAAAAAUAGAGGAUACAGAUGCAGAGUAUCUCCGCGUAGAUAAGAACAAGGCUCGGCAUCGACGUCAUAUGUCUGAAAGAAAAGAUUUGUUACAUCAAGGGUAUAGUCCUUCGUUUAUCGUGGAGAAGAUUAAGGAGCAGAGGCUACAGGGGAAGGAGGCGAGGUUGAAGAUUCGCUUGAAGAAGUUGAAUAGAGGUAGGAAGUAG